Messenger RNA from Oncorhynchus keta (chum salmon), 2612 nucleotides. RefSeq names its product carbonic anhydrase-related protein 10. The transcript has 12 exons. NCBI's taxonomy places the organism in Eukaryota, Metazoa, Chordata, Actinopteri, Salmoniformes, Salmonidae. The record is from RefSeq and is a predicted model, not a curated record. Gene Ontology annotation, molecular function: carbonate dehydratase activity; zinc ion binding. Bases 614 to 1657 code for a protein of 347 amino acids.
UGGGCUCGUGGCAUAGCCUGGUACUCGCGUGCCAGAAGACUACCGUCACAAUUUUUCACCUCGGGAUAAAAAAGGACAAAAUCAACAAUUACACUCACUUUUAAACCCCGUGUAUAAGUUUUUGGGGACUCGAUAGCAUCAGUCAGAUUCUUUAUUUUACAUUAGGAUAACAGUAUUUUGAUUUUACAUUUUUCUCAAGAACGGAUAACGAGGACGAUACUUCGACCACGGUUGUGUUUACACGGUAUGACUGAAACUCAUCUUUUCAAAAUCGCAACUGACGCAAGGAAGGAGUGCAUUUUUGGACGGUCUUGGUGGGGCACAUAGGAACUCUACUACUGUAUGAAAUGCCUACCAACUGACUUUUGCUUCCAGGAUUGCACCUUUGGUUCUAUAUUUGGGUCUAAAGUUCAGUGGUUCUGUCAUCUGGGAUUGUUGUUUUGUGGGAGAGUGUGGCGUCAUGACUUGGAGAUAGAUCUUGCUAUGAGUCUGGCGUGGAAAAUACCUCUUGGAAGGUGUGCAGCGGGCUACAGACGGGGAGGAAUCGACAUCGGCAACUGAUAGGCUACCCCUGUUUUUACCGAGCGUAAUGCACCUGGCAUGAAGACAGAGAAUGGAUAUUAUAUGGGAACUAUUUAUUAUUCUUCACGCCAAUUUCAUCAUCUGUAUAUCAGCUCAGCCAAAUGUACCUAAAAUACAUGAGGGAUGGUGGGCGUACAAGGAGGUUGUUCAGGGGAGUUUUGUACCAGUGCCGUCAUUCUGGGGGCUAGUGAACUCAGCUUGGAACCUGUGCUCCGUGGGGAAGAGGCAGUCUCCCGUCAACAUCGAGACAAGCCACAUGAUCUUUGACCCCUUCCUCACGCCCAUCCGGCUCAACACAGGAGGACGCAAGAAUAUCUGCCGCAGAGAAGGAGGAAACGCUGAUGGACCAUGUCAGGUGGGCGGGACCAUGUACAACACGGGUCGCCACGUCUCACUGCGAAUGGACAAGGAGCAUCUUGUGAAUAUCUCUGGUGGACCAAUGACGUACAGCCAUCGCCUGGAGGAGAUCCGGCUGCACUUCGGCAGCGAGGACGGACAGGGCUCUGAACACCUUCUCAACGGACAGGCCUUCUCAGGAGAGGUUCAACUUAUACACUACAACCACGAGCUGUAUACAAACUACACAGAGGCAGCCAAGAGCCCCAACGGACUGGUCAUAGUGUCUAUAUUUAUGAAGAUUGCGGAGACUUCAAAUGCGUUCCUGAAUCGAAUGUUGAACAGGGACACCAUCACAAGAAUAACAUAUAAAAAUGAUGCGUAUCUACUGACGGGCCUGAACAUCGAGGAGAUUUACCCAGAAACCUCUAGUUUCAUCACGUACGACGGGUCCAUGACCAUCCCGCCGUGUUUUGAGACGGCCACGUGGAUCCUGAUGAACAAGCCAGUGUACAUCACACGGAUGCAGAUGCACUCCUUACGGCUGUUGAGUCAGAACCAGCCGUCUCAGAUCUUCCUGAGUAUGAGCGAUAACGUUCGCCCGGUUCAACCGCUGAACAACCGCUGCAUCCGGACUAACAUCAACUUCAGCAUGCAGGGCAAAGACUGUCCCAACAACAGGGCCCAGAAGCUCCAGUACCGAGCCAAUAUAUCUGGGCAACUGCUGCACAAAAUGUGAAUUUUACACCUGAAGCGUAAAUACAGUGAGGGCAAGAGUGAAUGAGUGGCUGCUAAAGUAGUCCCUUGGAUGAGCACAGAAACAAGAGUCAAAGACAGACCGAAAGAGAGAGAGAGAGAGAGAGAGGAACGAGAGAAGGAAGAAAACAACUGGAGUCCGACCAAGGCUGCAUCCCAUCUAAGAUUAUUUCAUGGCAUUGUAAAAAGAGAAAAAAGAAACUGAACAUAACAAAGUAAAAUACUUUGCGUUGCUUUGCAAAGAGACUACUACUUUUCAUACGUACAUCGACAACUAUUUGUCCAACACAUGCUAACACACCCACCCAGUACAAAUAUAUCUAUUACGAAACCCGUUUUGAUACUGAUACUUUUUUGGGAGAUAAAAAAAAAAUAGUUGAAAACAUACAAAAACACGGAAGCAUUUCUUUCGUAAAGCCUCUUCACAUGAACUGAGUGGGACUUUUAGCCUUUGUACAUAGACACCUUGCUACCAGGGGGGGUUCUUAAGGACUUAUUAAGACACUGCCCCUAGUGGUGCAGACAGAGAAGGUAUGCAAGGCUCAUAGCUGCAUCGUCAUCACCUACAAGGCAUGCCGACUGCAACAACCCAAGAGAGCGAGACCUUACAUUCUUGCCUUGUAACAGUAGGUCAUUACAAAAGGAAAAACGGGGAUGGAGCUUCUGUCUAAGGGAUGAACCGAUGCGUGUCUCGGCCUUUGUUGUACAUAGUAUAAUUAUCAGUACUGCUGAAAAAGAAAAAUACAAAAACAUUUAAAAAUAUAUUAAGAGGAUUAAAAAAAAGAGAUGACAAAACUUGAGUAUUUUAAACGCUUGGCACACUGAAUUCUGGAAGCAGUUCUGAGCUGAAGCCUUUUCUUUCAGUUUUAUUGUUUACAAUGGUCAUACACUGUGUUUGAGUAAUGUUAUCAGCCCAAUAAAUGUGUCUGGAAAGUUCA